Molecule: messenger RNA, 914 nt
Organism: Meloidogyne enterolobii
Lineage: Eukaryota; Metazoa; Nematoda; Chromadorea; Rhabditida; Meloidogynidae
Source: the annotation of a GenBank genome assembly
AAAAUGCUUCAAUUUUUAAAAUCUUCCUUACCAAAACCAAAUAUUUUUGCUUUUGAUGAAUACUUUAUUAAAGCUUUUUGGCGUUGGGGAUUGUUGGUUUAUUGCUUAAGAUGGCCAUUAUUGUUAUUACCUUUUUUGUUGACUGGAAUUUUAAGUAUUGGAUUUGUUUGGAUUGAAGAACAGACUACAAGGGACCCACUUUUUGUUUUUUCACCAGAAAAUGCCCGUUGGAGGUAUGAAAGAGCUGUUUUAACUCAACAUUGGCCUUUGGAUGAACAACAUUUUUGGCCUGGAAAAUCUUAUGAUUACAACGGUUAUGUGGAUGUUAUUGCUGCUGGUAGAAGAAGAAAAUCUAAUUUUGAUCCGGAAGGAGUGGCUAGACCAAAUAUUUUGCUGAGUGGAUAUUUGAAUGAAUUGGAAAGGAUAAAUGAGUAUAUUAUUCACAAUUUAACGGUGCCACUUCAAUUACCCAACAACAAUCAAACUUUACAAAUUUCCUUUACCGAUUUGUGUAUGACGUAUGCAUGGAAAUGUUAUGAAAAUGAGCAUAUUACAAUGUUACAACCUAAAGGGCAUUGGACUGGAAGUGGGGGGUUUUUAAAGGCAGAAAUUGUUGAAUUGGCUAAAGAUAUUAUUGAAAAAGAGGUCAAAAUAACUUACCCAAUAGGUUGGAGAGGUACCGAACCUUUAUAUUUUGGAGCACUUGUUGGAGGUGUACAUUUAACUGAUUUUGAAGGACAUUUUAAUUAUGCUAGUGCUAUUCGUUUAACUUAUAAUGUUCGAGAUGGAAAUUUAAUUGGACAAGUUAGUGAAAGAUGGAGGAAGAAAUUGGCUGAGGUUUUUUUGGAAAUUAAAAAAAAAUUUUUUUAGGGGGUCGUGGAUUCGAACACGCUCCGGGCCCCGAAUUUUUUUUG